Messenger RNA from Aedes albopictus (Asian tiger mosquito), 1452 nucleotides. RefSeq lists its product as uncharacterized. The record is from RefSeq and is a predicted model, not a curated record. Gene Ontology annotation, biological process: transmembrane transport. Gene Ontology annotation, molecular function: transmembrane transporter activity. The coding region runs from base 1 to 1452 and encodes 483 amino acids. Gene Ontology annotation, cellular component: membrane. The transcript is spliced from 3 exons. Lineage: Eukaryota; Metazoa; Arthropoda; Insecta; Diptera; Culicidae.
AUGGGUGGUUGUACCGAGUGGUGCCUGUUGAGCCGGAAGAACAAAAUGCAAACCAAUUCUCUGCUGGGCGGAAUUGCAACUCUAGCGUUGGGUGGAGUGUUCGUUGGGUCUACAAUUUUCAAUAUCCACCUUCGGCUGCAGGGCUGGGCCAGUGCUGAGACAGAAGCCGUGGUACUAUUCGUGAUAAUUCUGUUCUAUGUUGGAGCGAUCAUUGGAUCUUUCAUCGGUGCCGUCCUCGUGGAUCGACUGGAAAAGCUAGCUCUAUCGAGAUUUUACUUCGUGGGAAUGGGAAUCGCAUGCAUUCUGCAAGUUAUCGCGCCCACAACGAUCAUAGUAAUCGGAUUUGCUCGAAUCAUAGCAGGCGCUGCGUUCGGAAUGGCCUACUUGAUCGUUCUGGUUCACGGUGGAGAAGUGUUGGUCCGAGAGCUUCGAGGCGUUACCAUGGCUGCGGUGAACUACAUUCUCUUUGUCGGAAUUCUGAGUCAUGGCGCCAUCAGUCCCAUUGUACUGUCCAACUACGCUGUUCAACCGGUACGGAUCGUCGGAAUCAUUGGAGCCAUGUGCAUCCUGAUCGCCGUCGCCAUCGGGCAGUUCAUGAGCUUCGAAUCGCCCGUCUACUUGGUGCGGAAGAACCGUGACAUUGAAGCUAUUCGAACGUUGAUGAAGCUUCGAAUGGAAACUGCGGAGUCGUCUGAAAUACGACUGGCAUUUGUUGACAUCAAGAGUAUGCUUCAGGAGGAUUCUUACACGUCACGAAGGAUUCUGGCCGAUGGAAAUUGGUUCCCGUUGCUGUUGACCUCCAUGGGGAAGAUUGCAGCGGUGUUGUCCUUCAACGCUGCUGUGAACCACGUUCGACUAACCGUUCUCGAUAAGGUCUUCAAUCUGGAAGAGUACAGCAUCUCUGCAGUGAUCAUCGGUGCAUUUAGGAUCACAUUCGGCAUCGUAUUCCUCUUCACGGUGGACAAAUACGGUCGAAAACCGCAGCAGGCAUUGUCAACGUUCCUCAGUGGAACGUUACUGCUAGCGAUGGGAGUAGUCUACCUCAUAACGGAGCACGUCUACCGGAACGCCGUGCUGGCUGUGUUCCUGAUCUACGAUUUGAUAGCUUGCGCCGGAGUGACGCUGGUGCCGGACAUACACCUCUCGGAAGCAUUUCCGACCACGAAGAAACACAUGUCUAUUGCGGUGGUGUUAAUGGUGGAAAACGUCGCCCAAGUGAUAAUACUUGCCAUUGAUUUUUGGUACGACUAUACCGAUCCGGAAAUCUACGGGCCCGUAUUGCUGGCGUGCGGACUUCCGAUGGUGAUGAUUAGCGUUUUCCUGUACCAGAUGCUACCGGAAACGGCCAAGUUGAGUCUCAGACAAACUAGAGCAGUGUUUGCAAGGAAUGCUGAGGUUUUCAAAUCGGACCAAAAGCCAGACUGCGACAGUGUAGGUGGUCGUUCACAUUGA